AUGGUCUCAAACUCGAACUUUGACGAGGAUCAAUGGGUUAUUCAAAUUCGUCGAACCCUAGACGAAGAGCUCGAAGACGGCACUGAAAUCCCUGUCAGCAUCUUCAAUGUCCCCAAAACCCUAAUGGUUUGUGAUCCGGAUUGUUACAUUCCACAAGAAGUAGCAUUAGGUCCUUACCAUUACUGGCGUCCUGAGUUGUAUGAGAUGCAAAGAUACAAGCUUGUUGCAGCUAAAACAACACAAAGGCAACUUCAAAACAUCAAGUUUCACCACCUAGUCGACCAACUAAUGACGUCCGAGGCAAUGAUUCGAGCUUCAUACCAUAAGUACCUGGAUAUCAAUGGUGAAACCUUGGCAUGGAUGAUGGCCGUUGACGCAUCAUUCUUGCUUGAGUUCCUUCAAAUCUAUACUAUCAAGGAAGGUAAAGCGUGCAUGAGGAAAUCAGCACAUAAUGCCAUUCUUAGAGAUAUGGUGAUGCUUGAGAAUCAAAUCCCACUAUUUCUGCUAAGGACGAUGUUGGAAUUUCAAUGUUCGUCAUUAGACUUGGCUGAUCAAUUGUUGCUCUCCAUGUUAAUGGGGUUCUGUAAAGAGCUUUCUCCGUUUAAGAUGAUUAAACAAUUGCCUAAUUUUGAUCAAGUUACGAAUUGUGCACACUUGCCAGACCUUCUAUACCGUGUGAUCUUGCCAAAAUGGGAACAAGAAUUCGAUGUUAACACUGAUGAAGUUGAUGAUCAAACUGAAGUUAAAGAGAGCAACGAAAGAUCCUUUGGGAAGUCAGUUUAUGUCAGACAACUUCUCGAUGCGGUUUGGAAGCUCCUUUCGAAGCUAAACACUGGGCCGAUACCUUUUCUCAAAAGGGUAUUAUUUUCAAAACCUGCGAAAGUCAUAUCGAAGUUGCCCUUGAAUAUCAUCUCUGAGCUUCCUGGAUUCUUAUUCUCCCCCAAGGACCAAGAAGACAACCCCGAAGAUCAAAAUUCUUUGAACAGCACCAUUAACAAACCUCUACUAGUGGAGGAAAUCUCAAUCCCUUCUGUUACUGAACUCUCGAAAGUCGGUGUAUCUUUCAUACCCAGUAGUAAUGACAACAUCUGCUCCAUUAGUUUCGAUGUUAAAACAGCUACAUUGUAUCUCCCUACUGUUAGUCUAGAGCUAAAUACAGAAGUGGUCUUGAGAAACCUAGUAGCAUAUGAGGCAUGCAAUGCAUCCGGGCCAUUGGUUUUUUCUCGUUACACUGAAUUGAUGAAUGGGAUUAUCGAUACCGAAGAGGAUGUGAGAUUACUUAGGGAAAAAGGGAUUAUUUUGAACCGUUUGAAGAGUGAUAAAGAGGUGGCCAACCUAUGGAAUGGGAUGAACAAGUCUGUUAGGUUGACUAAAGUGCCCUUCUUAGACAAAGUGAUUGAAGACACCAACAAGUAUUACAAUGGGAAGUGGAAGGUUAAGGUGGGAAAGUUCAUGAAGCUUUACGUGUUUGGCUCAUGGCAGUGUCUUUCAUUUUUGGCAUCUAUUUUGCUCUUGUUGUUGACCACUUUCCAAGCCUUUUGCUCAGUGUACAACUGUUCUCGUUUAUUUCAUGUCAAGAGCAUUUUGUGA
This is a messenger RNA of Camellia sinensis, 1590 nucleotides long. Lineage: Eukaryota; Viridiplantae; Streptophyta; Magnoliopsida; Ericales; Theaceae. The record is from RefSeq and is a predicted model, not a curated record.